Molecule: messenger RNA, 1571 nt
Organism: Schistocerca piceifrons (Central American locust)
Lineage: Eukaryota; Metazoa; Arthropoda; Insecta; Orthoptera; Acrididae
Gene: rswl
Product: mitochondrial ribonuclease P protein 1 homolog
Exons: 1
Coding region: 149-1363 (404 amino acids)
Biological process (GO): positive regulation of mitochondrial translation; mitochondrial tRNA 5'-end processing
Cellular component (GO): nucleus; nucleoplasm; mitochondrion
Molecular function (GO): tRNA binding
Source: RefSeq, a predicted model, not a curated record
UUGUAUUAUACCUUUGCCUCAAAACACAAAACAAAACAUAAUGCCGAUUGCCGUGAACGUAUGGGUUAGUUGUGUGUUGUUGUUAUAGGAAGUGCGUUGAGUGAAGUUACUGUAUUUUAUGGAAUGACACCUUUCGUAUUGAAACAUAAUGAUGCAUACCAUUCACAGACAAGUCCAUUUCGUGAGAAGAAUUGUAUCUGACGUUACUCGAGUUUUUAAAAAUACUGCGGUAGCGAAACACCAAGUGUGCCCACACGUGAGAAUUCUGAGUAGUGUACGGUUCAAUAGUUCUACGUUGCACAGUAUACAGAAGAGUGAUAACAUUGAUGGAGAUGCGGCAAGUAUAACAAACGGAAACCCUGAUCUGGAGAAAAAACUUAAAAUUCUUAACUUAGAGAUAGAUGUCUUGCGACAAGAAGGCGCGCAAGUUCCUGAGAACGUGAAUACAGAACAAUGGAAAGAACUAUUAUCGAUGCCAACAAGAAGUAAGAGACUAAAAUACCUGAAGUACCUUUGGAAAAUAGAAAUGAAGGAGUUGAGCAGGCUGAAGAAAAAACAGAUGCGACAACAGGAAAGAUUGAAGGGGUUGGAACGUGCUGGACAAGAAGAGAACUCUCACAUUCAGUACGGUUUAGGCAAAAAUACUUUGUUUUUGCGUGUGUAUGAUACGACCAUAAACCGAUUUUAUAACAGUAGGCUUUUGACCGCUAUGAUGUUUGGUCAGAAGCUUGUGAUGGAUUGUAGUUACGAUUCGCAGAUGGUGAAACGUGAGGCGCAAAAUUGCGCGAAGCAGCUCAUGAUGGCAUUUGCAGAGAAUCGGUUACACGAUGAUCCGUUUGAUUUACAUUUGUGUAAUAUUAACCGCGAAAGUGUAACAAUGCAAGAGUUGCACAAAUUUAUUAACCCGCUGUAUGAAGAUCAUUUUCCACUUAAUUUAACGGAAAAUAGUUACUUGGACUUGUUUCCCAAAGACAAAAUUGUCUAUUUAACACCACAUUGUCGAGAAGAAUUAAUAAAUUACGAUCAUGAAGCUGUCUAUGUUAUAGGCGCCGUAGUUGAUAAAUCAAGUUUAGGCCCUGUUUCCUUAGCAAAAGCCAAACGCGAAGGUGUGAAAAUGGCAAAACUUCCUCUUGACAGGUACCUAACUUGGGGUGCAGGUAGUGGAAAAUCUCUUACAUUGAACCAGAUGAUACAGAUAUUGUUGGAAAUCAAAACAAGCGGAGACUGGGGGAAAGCUUUGUCUUUUGUACCUAGAAGGAAACUGAUUACGACAGCAGAAAGGGAAACAGCUUUUUUAAAAGGAAGGAAUAACUAUGAAUUUAGAAGACCUGUGGAGGUUAGAAAAGCUUGGAAUACAAAGUGAAUAAAUUGCAACUAUUGUUAUUCGCUGCAGUAACACAUCAGAGUUACUACUCUAACUCUUUUUGUACUUGUGAGCUGUGUAACUAUAAGUUGAGUGUUUCAUAUAUUUUUAUACUUUCUGUUCUGUUGGUCUGAUAAGUACUGUUCACAAGCUAGUUAAUCAUACAGAAGAUAUGCAAAAUAAUAAGCUUGGAAUAUAAAAAGAAAUG